CCCGAGUCGAAAGUUGGACGAAAGCAGGCAAAGACCGGGCAAAGAGGGUGAUCCAGGGGAGAUUCACAGGUUAUCAUGGGAGUUCACGGUCCCAUAUAGCCAUGAACUGAAGCCCAAAACUGUGAACCGCGAUGCUUCCUGGGAGAAAUAUGUAGUUACUGGCGCGAGACGAGUUCACGGUCAACAAGACCGUGAAGAUUGAGGCAAAACCGUGAACUCUUGAUGGCGAAGUGGUGCGUUUCGACAUCGCGCUCUUUGUUCACGGACGCGUUGAAGAGUUCACGGCCGUGAAUUGAGCCAAUUCUUGGUAUAAAGUGUGAGCUGUAAGGAAGAGAGAGGGGGCCCAAGUGUGAGAAAGUGUCGUCUUCUUCAGAUUUUAUAGAGAGAAAGGACGAACCAAGGAAGAAGGAAGGCUAGGGUUUGCUCCUAGUGGUGAAUUGGUAAGAAUCUCCCCAAGAGAAGAUCAACAAAAUCUUAGAGGAGAUUGGAGGCAUCACCAUGAUGGUUUCUACCUCUUUCUCUUGUGUUCUUCCCCUUUCUAGCAUGGAGUAGUACUCUUUUUCACUUGGGUGAUGUGAAACCCUAACUAUUUGCCAUGUAGUUGUAGUGUUACUUGAAUGAUUGUGUAUGGGUGUUUAAUUUAAUGAUCGAGGUAUUUUCAUGAUGAUUGUGCAUGUGUGUGCUUAGCAAUCUUUUUGGCCAUUCUAACCUAGGUUAGAGGGGAAACCCCCCUUUCUAAAAGAGGCUCAAUUGAGUUGGGAUUCCUUGGGCUUGACAAGCCAUUGGUUUAUGGGAGAAGGUAAGUCAACCCUUAAUUUCCUUAACCAAGAGGGCUACUCUUGUAGGCUAUAAUGUAUCCCUUGGUUUGACAAUUUAGAGUAUGGUCCUCUACCAUAGUUGCACCUUCUAGUGGUUCAUGAUUACCUUGCUCAUAAGGUCCCAUUCGAGUCCGCGUGCCAUGGUAGUAGUUAGGGGAAGCGACACCCGAGUGAUCCUUCUCAUCUAUAACUUUCAAACCAUUUACCUUAUAUUUGUUUUGAUUUAAAUCUCAUAGUUUUCAACCAAAAACAAAUUCGUUAGAUAAUGCUCAAAACAACGGAAGUAGGGGUACACGGGCCGGCCCGUGUUGAUAUUUAAAUAUAUUUUCCCUAUAUUGCAUCGAUCUAAGGUUUAUACUUGGGCCUUAGGUGAGAAUUUACUGUGAUAUUUAGGACGAGUCAAGUUUUUGGCGCCGUUGCCUGGGACCUUCGGUCCGUUAUCUUGAAAAACUUGUUUGGUGUUAAUCUAGCUUUUAAUUUUCAGCUUUGUUUGUUUGAGUGUUUUGAUUGUGCUAGAUGUGGUCUUGUUCUCUAAGUGUGUGCAGGGAAGUGCAUGAUCCGGAGCAAUCUGGCUCCCUUAAUACCACUUGACAAGAACAUCAAACGGACUCUCCGACUCCUAACUCGGGAGAGGGAGUUAGCGGAAGCAAGGAGGAGAAGUGAAGAGAGGGGACAAUAAUUGUGUCCCUGAGUUAGUGGAGAAGAAGUUGAUGGAGAAGUGGAUAUUGGAGUUGAGAUGGCAAAAAAACAAAGAGAAGGAGUCGCCGCCCAAGCUCACAACAAUAAUGAGGAGGCGGCCAAGGAGGAAGCCUUGAGGACAAUGGGGUAUUACAUGGCCCCACGGCCGGCGAACAUUCAGUCUCCUAUCCUACACCAUCCCGUAGCGACUAACAAUUUUGAGAUUAAGUCGACCCUCAUUGACAAUGAUUCAGAACAAUGCUUUGUUCCAUGGGCUCACAAGUGCAUCGCCGAGGGAGCACAUGCGACGAUUACUUGAGCUCGUGGGGAGUAUGAAGAUUAAUGGCGUGCCGACAGAAGCUUUUCAACUAAGGCUUUGCCCUUAAUCACUUGCGGGGAAGUCACUUAGAUGAAUGAACAACCGGCCACCUCGUUCAAUUACCUCGUGGGAUGAUCUUCUCAACAAAUUUAUGACCCGCUAUUGCAAGCCUUCAAAGACGGCCGAGUGGAGAAAGAAGAUCACCCAUUUCGAGCAAGAUGAAGAUGAAACCUUGAGGGAUACUUCGGAGAGAUUCUCUGAUUAUUUUCCUCAAUGCCCUCACCAUGGGUUCAAAGAAUAAUUUUGGAUUGAAACUUUCUACGGAGGGCUCAUACAUGAAGACAAGAUCCUCAUUGAUUCUCUUUGUCAAGGGAGGCCCUCAAAGGUUAGAAGAUAUGGCCCUCAAAGGUUAUGAUUGGGGUUUGACGAGAAGCGGGAAGAGAAGCAAUGAAAGAGGAGUAAGAAGUGUGGGAGCGAGUGCUCCAAUUGAAGCAAAACUUGAUAAGUUGAUUGAAGUGAUCGUUGAGGAUAAGAAACAAGAGAGAGAGCAGUGACAUCUAGUGGCUAGGGUGCAAGUGCGGAAGAAGAGGAAGUGGAGUGUCUUAUGGUGAGUGGGGAACCGGCUCAAUGUGAGCAGCUGUACUCCAUUGCCCCGGCGCAUGCUGACUGGAUGUCAAGCCUGGAGGAGUUAGCGAUGAACUUUGCAGCCUCCAACUUGAAGAAGUUUGAAAGAAUUGACAGGUUCAUAUGAGAGGCGACAAAGAAAUUCUCAACCAUAGAGGCGGGGUUGCAGAGUCACCAAACAAUCUUGACAACCCUUAUCGCAAGUGUGGGGAUUUUCUCACAAGCAGCUCGCUCCCGGAAGCAAGCCGAUGAAAUGGAAGUGGGAGCGGUUACUCUUCGAAGUGGAAGAGAGGCCAGAGAGCUAACCCCAAAGAAGAAAGCACCUGACUCAGAUGAGCAAUAGGGGGCUGCUAGCCCUCCCGAGUAAUAGGAGGUCAUGAGUGAAACAGAAAAGGAGAAGGCAGCUUCAAUCCCCCAGUGCAAAGGAAGGAAAAGGAAGUUCCAACUCUUCCCUAUCCUUCUUGACUCCAAAAUGACCGUAUGGCAAUAGAGUUUGCCCGUUUUAUGGAGUUGAUGAACCAGUUGCAGUUAAACAUCCCCUUCAUGGAGGCCAUCACCCAGAUGCCCAAGUAUGCAAAAUACUUGAAGGACCUCUUUUCCAACAAAAAGAAGCUGGAGGGGAUAGCUACGGUGAGCUUGAAUGAAGAGUGCUCCGCCAUCCUACAGAGCCACCUUCUCACAAAGCGCAAAGAUCUAUGGAGUUUCACUAUCCCUUGUUUUAUUGGCAACAAUCCCUACAGAGCCACCUUCCCAAAAAGAUCAAGAAGUGGAGGCUUUUCCCUCGAUGCCAAAAAUCCCUACCUCAUUGGAGGAACCUCCCGAGUUGGAGCUGGAUCCUCUCCCUCCACAUCUUGAGUACACUUUUCUGAGGGAUGAUGGGAAACUCCCAGUCAUCAUCAACUCAAAUCUUACACCGGAGUAGAAGGCUGAAUUGAUUGCGGUCUUGAAGCGUCAGGAGAGGUAGUGAAGGCGAAACUGAUUAAGCUAUUGGAUGUUGGGAUUAUAUACCCCAUUUCGGAUAGUCAGUGGUUGAGCCCGACUCAGUUGGUUCCUAAUAAAGUAGGAAUGACAGUGGUAGCCAAUGAGAAGGAAGAGCUUAUACCAACAAGAACAGUGACUGGAUGGAGGGUCUGCAUCGACUAUCGAAGGUUGAACGAUGCCACUCAGAAAGAUCACUUCCCUUUGCCCUUCAUCGAUCAAAUCCUCGAAAGUCUUGCUGGACAUGAUUACUAGUUCUUCUUAGACGGGAUGUCAGGAUACUUCCAGAGAUGCAUGGUAGCUAUUUUUUAUAAACUCAUGGGGGAGAUAAUGGAGGUGUUCAUGGACGACUUCUCGGUCGUCGGAGAUUCAUUUCUUCACUCUCUUGCCAACCUGGAGAAGGUCCUUGAGCGAUGCAAAGAAACGAAUCUAGCUUGAGAUGAGAGAAGUCGCAUUGUAUGGUGCGAGAGGGCAUUGUGUUGGGUCACAAAAUCUCCAAUAAAGGAAUUGAAGUGGAUCGAGCCAAGGUUGAAACAAUAAUCAAGAUCCCUCCACCAACCACAAUCAAGGGCAUCAUGAGCUUCCUUGGACAUGUUGGGUUUUACCGUCCGUUCAUCUAGAACUUCUCGAAGAUUGCAUUACCCUUGACCAAGCUUUUGGAGAAGGAUGCCCCCUUCCUUUUCACAAUGGAAUGUUUGGAGGCUUUUAACAUCCUCAAGGCGAAGCUUACAUAUGCCCCCCAUAAUGGUCUCACCCGAUUGGAGUCUUCCUUUCGAGCUCAUGUGUGACACUAGUGACUAUGCAGUGGGAGCGGUGUUGGGCCAAAGGCGGGGUAGGCACUUUCAACCUAUUUGCUAUGCUUCAUAGACGCUGAAUGAUGCUCAAGAGAACUACACAACCACCGAAAAAGAGUUGUUGCCAAUGAUCUUCGCUUUCGAUAAAUUCAGGUCUUACCUGUUCUCUCCAAGGUUAUUGUUUACACCGACCACUCCGCCAUCCGCUUCUUGAUGAGCAAUGCGGACGCCAAGCCUCAACUAAUCUGGUGGAUCCUACUUAUUCAAGAGUUUGAUGCGGAGAUAAUGGAUAAAAAGGGAGCUGAGAACCUUACAGUUGACCACCUUGCGUGACUCGAAGAACCGGGAGGGGGCAUCUCCCAUAGAGAGUGCCACACCGUGGUUUGCCGACUUCGUGAAUUAUCUGGUUGGAGGGAAACUGCCCAAGGGGAUGAAUACACAUGAGAGAAGAAAGUUCUUCUCCGACCUCCGGUUCUACUUAUGGGAUGAUCCUCACCUCUUUCGCAUUGGCGCAGUGAUUCGGGCCCUAAUGUACACAUUUUACCCCUCAUUUCUAAUUUGUUUAGCUUAUUAUUUCAUCCUUCCUCAACAUAUUUCACGCUAGGUUGUGCUUGUUUUGAUACAUUUUAGGUCGUAGCAUGUGCGGAAGGGUCGAGGACGAGUUUUGUGAUAAUUGGAGGUCAAAAAGCGCAAAAACAAAAGAAAAGUCCUAAUUUCAC
Linum trigynum is the source of this 4930-nucleotide messenger RNA. NCBI's taxonomy places the organism in Eukaryota, Viridiplantae, Streptophyta, Magnoliopsida, Malpighiales, Linaceae. The record is from the annotation of a GenBank genome assembly.